Aspergillus campestris IBT 28561 is the source of this 2247-nucleotide messenger RNA. RefSeq names its product putative cAMP-dependent protein kinase pathway protein (Som1) (gene somA). The transcript is spliced from 5 exons. Bases 1 to 2247 code for a protein of 748 amino acids. The record is from RefSeq and is a predicted model, not a curated record. Gene Ontology annotation, molecular function: protein binding. Gene Ontology annotation, biological process: positive regulation of transcription by RNA polymerase II. NCBI's taxonomy places the organism in Eukaryota, Fungi, Ascomycota, Eurotiomycetes, Eurotiales, Aspergillaceae. Gene Ontology annotation, cellular component: nucleus.
AUGAUCGUCAACCUCAACACCUACAUCUAUGAUUAUUUCUUGAAGCGCGGCUAUCACGACUGUGCCCGAGCCUUGGUCAAGGACGAGUCCAUCAAGUUAAACACCGAACCCCCUAUCAAGACGAGCCCCGGUCACCGUCGUGAUGCUGACGCCAACGGCAUCGAAGGCGACGGAAUGAUGACCGAUGGCAAGGACGGGGAGAAGAUCAAAGUGCCCGACGAUCUCCCCCGACCCAACCUGGCCAGCGAGAGCCAGCAAUCCGCCUUCCUCCUCGACUGGUUCAGUCUUUUCUGGGAUUUCUUCUGGGCCCAGCGCAAGAAGGGGAAUAGCAACGAUGUGAAAAACUAUCUUCAGCAUACACAGAAUAUCAUGCGCAUGCGGGAACAGCAGCAUAACCAAUUUUUACGUCAGCCUCAGAUGAUGCCCGGUCAGAUGGGCCAACUCAACGUUCGCCGGAACGGCGUCGUUCCCAACCUUCAGAAAACUGUCCUGCAGAACAACCAGUCCGGCCUCUCCCAGCAGCAAAUGGUCAACCUGCAGAAAAACCAGCAGCAGGUCCAAAUGAUGCACCAAAUGCAGAGAGAGCAAUCGGAUAUGGACAUGAACGGUCACCGCCCCCAGUCGCCCGCCUCCACCGACAACGCCCCCUCUCCGUCCAAGCGACCGCGCCUUGAAAGCGGCCACAUGAACGGUCAGCAGCUGGCUCCCAACGGACGCGGCCAGGCGCAGGGCAUGCCCGGUCAACCGAACCCUCAGGCGCUGCUGAUGCAGAACGGCCUCAAUCCGCGCAUGAACCCCGCGCAGUUCCAGCAGGCGUUCCAGCAGUCGGGACCUGCCGCGCAGCAGAAAUCAAUCCAGGUAUAUGCUCAGAACCUGGCUCUACACCACUCACGCUCAGCAAUGAAUAACCAGGCAAUGCCCAAUGGCAUGAUGAAUCCCGGUGUCAUGGCGAACCAGACGGACCUGGUCCCGAUGCCCGACAACCAGGGUAUGUACAUGAACGGUGGCGAAUACUACCCGAACGGCCAGAUGAACCAGGUCCGGGCGGGGAUGCCGACCCCUGGCAGUCAGCCCGGAAACCAUGCUCUCCAGGAUUAUCAGAUGCAGCUCAUGCUCCUGGAGCAGCAGAACAAACGGCGUCUGAUGAUGGCUCGUCAAGAGCAGGACAGCAUGGCCCGUCCUGACGGCCAGCCGAUGCCUGGGCAGCAGCAGGGGUUGCCACCGGGCACCUCCCCCCAGGGCAGUCGGGCGGGCGCGUCCCCCAACCCCAGCGAACAGAUGAAGAGGGCCACCCCGAAGAUCCCGCAGACCGGUCUCCCGGGUUCCCCGAGCACCGUCGACCCCAUGGCCCAGGGCCGCGGAUCCCCGGCCUCGAUGAACUUCAACCCCGGCCAGAUGCCCCCGGACAUGGCCGGCGGCCCGUCCUUCUUCAUGAAGGGCAUGCCGGACGGCAUGGUCGGUCCCAACGGUAUGCGGCCCCCUAGCUCCAAUCCAUCCUUUAGUGGGCCCCAGAUGGGGCAGCCGAUCUCCGCGGGGGCUGGGGCCCGCGUGCCCAGCUGGCAGCCACAGCAGGGCGGACCCCAGGGGCAGCCCAUGGCGCCGCAUCAGUCUCCCGCGACUCAAUCGCAGACCACCGGCACUCCCCAGGAUCGCAACCCGAUGCCUCCGCCCCAGGCGCCUCCCGCCGCGGGAGCCAACGCUGGUCGCGCUCAACCUCCGUCACCCCAGACCGGUGCCGCCGCCCCUCCCACGCCCCAGCAGGCCACCAAGCCGGCACAGAAGGGCAAGAAGGGCAAGGAUGAUACGACCCGCAAGCGACCCAAGAAACAAACCGCUGCCGCCGCCAAUGCGAAUACCGCGGCCACUCCAUCGUCUGAAGCCGAGCAUCCCCCCACGCCCACUCCGCCCACCCCCAUCACUCCUCAGCAUCCCAACUCGUUUAACAAGACCGGGGCCAACGCCACGACGGCCGCGGCACCGCAGCCCACGUCGGCGCCUGCGCCCCAGCCGCUGGUCCAACAACCCCCGCUCGACCAGAACCCACAACAGCCGUUUAAUGAUAUCAACAUGACUGAUUCAUCUGCUUUCAACCUCGACUUCAGCGCCUUGGAGAAUCCGGACAUCCUGGAGAAUUUCGACUUCGACACGUUCCUGAACACGGAUGCGGAUACGGCAGGAUUCGGAUUCGAUCCAAGUAUCUCGUAUUCCACCGAGGGGGUCGAGACCGGCACCGGAGAGGGCUUAUAA